AACCGCACAACCUUUCUCAUUCUUUACCAAACUCACUUGUCACCUGUCUCUGUCUCUGUCUCUGCGUCUUCAGUACGAUUUCAGAUCCUCCUUUGUUGUUUUCAGAACCCACCCUUCUUCUACUUUCAUAGCCAACGCUUGAUGGGCUCCAUCAAGAUUUCUGGGUCAUCCUCGUUUUCCUAAAAAUGGAGUCUUUGCACUCGAUCACUUCUGUUUCAUAGGUUUAGUGGUUCAUCGACUGUGUGCAAACUAGGGAUUUUUCAUUGCAACCAGUUCAGCUUCAGAAAAUGCAAUCGGGUGGGGUUGAAUCGGGAAGCCCUGUGACCCACAGGGUUCAGUCUUUGUCUUCAGCAGAUACGAGAGGGAAACAUAGGAUACAUGCUGAACUGAAACGGUUGGAACAAGAAACAAGGUUCUUAGAGGAAGAGCUGGAACAACUUGAAAGGAUGGAGAAAGCGUCUACACCGUGCAAAGUAAUACUAAGCAAUGUGGAAACAAGACCUGAUCCAUUACUACCAUCAACAAUAGGUCCCUUAAGUCCUACAUGGGAUAGAUGGUUUGAAGGCCCCCAAGAUUCCAAAGGCUGCUGCAAAUGCUUGAUUCUCUGAUGAUCAACGCUAAAUGGCAUAGUUCUACAUUUUCCUCCCUUUCCUUAAUCCCAGAUUGGGCUAGAAAUUUUGAGUUCUCAAACAAUAUUGUUAUUGGCAAAUUGUCGUGAAUGCCUCCAUGUGCAGAUUACACCAAAU
This is a messenger RNA of Abrus precatorius (Indian licorice), 746 nucleotides long. RefSeq names its product guanine nucleotide-binding protein subunit gamma 2-like. Bases 288 to 608 code for a protein of 106 amino acids. The record is from RefSeq and is a predicted model, not a curated record. NCBI's taxonomy places the organism in Eukaryota, Viridiplantae, Streptophyta, Magnoliopsida, Fabales, Fabaceae. Gene Ontology annotation, biological process: G protein-coupled receptor signaling pathway. The transcript is spliced from 4 exons.